AUGCAGCACAAUCCGUUGAACAUGAAGGAAUCGCAGCUGGCCGACGACCACCGCUUGGCAAUUUGCAUAGAUCAGAUACCGCGCGUCAAGCAGCAUCAAGAGAUAUUCCUCGAGGUCAACGAAGAGCAGAGCCGCGACGACAUCGACAUUUGUCGCUAUUCAACAGAAGAUGGCACUUCGUUCUACUCGAUGGCCAUGGCCUUGACCAAACCAGGCGUUAUUGAUGCCAUGCAAAGAACAGCGCUGCGCUUCCCUGCUUGCCCCAUGCGCAUCGUUAGCUUCCAGGCCUUGCGGAAAGCCAAGCGCGACAAGACAUACUGGCAAUGCACAGAAGCCGUCAAGGACAAGCCCAGUCGGAUCAAGCAGGUUCAGCAAGAUCUGGGCCGAGGAAUUCACAGGUCCGGGGAUUCAGUCACUCUGCCAGACAGCGACGAACGAGACAACAGCAGCCAUCAAAACUCCAGCAGAGAAUCGACAAGGGAUGUGAUCCUACUUGAAGGCAACGAAGAUGACGACGAUGAUGAGGAGGACGAAGACGAAUUUGACGAAUAUGAGCAGCACAUGGAGGAAGAAUAUUGCUGCGAUCACGGCCACAAAGCUCUACCCUUCGAGUUGGUCACAAGAGUGUUCCUUGAUAAAGAGCGUAAGGCUUCAUCUGACGAUGAGGCUCUCAUUGGAUCUUGCGCCAGACGUAUGCGGGAUCAGCAGGCAGGGCCAUUGACGCGAGCGGAAGCUGAAGCUCAGACGGCGGCCUAUCAAGCUCAAAGGCUUGAAGCGGCAGCCAGACGAGCUAUCCACCACAAGCAAGAGCUGGAACAGGAUUGGCGAAAGAAGGAAGAGCAAGGAGAUUUCGACUUGUCAAGCGAGGAUCGGAGAAGAGACCGUCUCUAUGCGUUUGAGGACAUCUGCGAAGCUAUCGAUUUAGCAUGGCAUAGGAUCCUCGACGCUGAUUUGGCCAGAGAAGAGGCCAAACUUCUUGACGAGAUCGCCCGUUUCCAAGACGAAUCCGUUCACAAGCAUCAACCUGAACCUGCGAUAAGGUACACGGUCAUCUUCUGUAAGGAUGGUAUCGAUACAGCUUCGGUUCCCUCAUCUCCACUGGACAUCAUCCCAGCUCCUGGUACGUUUACGCAGGGCACGAGGCGCUGGAAUUUCGCUGUAGCGCUCCGGCUUCCGGAUCAAGCCAGUUGCACGGAACAUCUGACGCGCCAGCUGACCGAGGCAGGCAUCAGCGAAGGCAAAUUCUCCAUCAGCUUCAUCCUCUCGAAAACUCGCAAGUCUUUUACAUACGUGCAGAUCGCCUUUGAGCAUCCUGUUGACUUUGCACAGGCGGAAAGCCUGGGUCUGGUCUGGGAGGAUCGUCCUCUCAAGCUUUGCAGCAGCGUACAACCCCUCGAUGCGCCGAUGACACUGCUCGGCGUGGAAAACUUCUUGAUCAAGCGAGACUCGAAUCGAUAUAUACGCCGGCAGCCAGCAGCAUUCUCGGAUAUUACUUUGGAGUCGUACAUCAAACGACUCGAAUCCCAAACGUUGGAGGCCCACAUCAUCUGGCGCCUCGAUCAGGAUCAUCAGAUAAGGGGUGAAACGAUCACGUUGGAAGGCACUUCGAUUGUUGCUCUUGUCUCGUACAAGCAGAAGCCGGUGAGCUCUUCCUCAACCCCUCCAUCGUCAAACGUCUACUAUGAACCCAAAGACGUGCCGGGCUUCGUUUACACCAUGCAAGGAUACAAGCCGAUCAAGCUCUUGGGUCGUGCGCCAGCUUGCACGAAGUGCAAUGGUCAUUGCACUUGGCAGUAUCAUCUCGAAGAGGAGUGCGAGUAUGGGAGUUGCGAGGGCUGCGGAACGGAGUACGACAGCGAAGACGAAUACUGGGACCACCUCAACUUCUCCACCUGUCCUCCAUGA
This is a messenger RNA of Kalmanozyma brasiliensis GHG001, 1905 nucleotides long. RefSeq lists its product as uncharacterized. The coding region runs from base 1 to 1905 and encodes 634 amino acids. The record is from RefSeq and is a predicted model, not a curated record. The transcript has a single exon. Lineage: Eukaryota; Fungi; Basidiomycota; Ustilaginomycetes; Ustilaginales.